UCCGGACCCUCCCACAACUCUCUCCAUUCUUUCAUCUUCUACCUCACAUCCUAGCUCUUUGCUCGUUAUUACAUACAGUAUAUACUAUAUUCAGAAGAUUGCUAGCUACAUACUGCAUCAAUUCAACGUUGUUCUUGUUCACCAUAGCUUCUGUCCCCAGAAAUAUCAUGGGCUUUGAUAUCUCUAAACCAGGGCUUCGACUUGGUCUUGGUCUCCAUGAUGAUCACUCAUCAGAAAAUUGCAUGAUGAAGACCAAUGAACAAAGGCAAAGGCAAAGACAAAGACAAAGCCAGAAGAAAAAGGAAGCAGAUCCAUGUAACAAGGCUUACCCAUCACUUAAGUUAGGACCACCCGAUGAUGAGGCAAACAAUAAUAAUCAACAAAUUACAAAUAUUGAAUCCGAUGAAUAUUAUUAUUUCCACCCACAUGCCUCUUCUAGAUCUCCAAGUGCAGUGUCUUCAUUUUCCAACUCAUCUAUCAUCAUCAAGAGAGAGAGAGAACAACUUGAGUUAGAGGUAGAGAAGAUUUCGCUAUCAAGAGAUUUUGUCGAGGUUGACGAAAAUGGUAACCCCAAGAAGAAACUUAGGCUCACCAAAGAACAAUCUGCAGUCUUAGAAGAUAGCUUCAAAGAGCAUUAUACUAUCAGUCCGAAACAGAAGCAAGAAUUGGCAAAGAAACUGAAUCUUCGGACUAGACAAGUGGAGGUGUGGUUUCAGAACAGAAGAGCGAGGACAAAACUGAAACAAACCGAAGUGGAGCGUGAGUUACUGAAAAAGUGCUGUGAAACUCUAACUGAGGAGAACAAGAUGCUGGAAAAAGAGUUGCAAGAGCUCAAAUCGACGAAAACAUCGAUGGGACCCUUUUAUAUGCAGCUUCCAGUGGAAAGCCUUAGAAUAUGCCCUUCGUGUGAGAGAAUAAGCGGUGGCAACAAUGGCUCCUCUCCCACAACGGCUUUGCUUGAAGCCCCAAAGGCCCAUAAAGAUCAGCCCUUCUAUAAAAAUAACUACACAUUCACCCAAUCAUCCGCAGCUUUUGCUAGCUAGCUAGGGAGGCUAAUGCAACUUCAUAUUUUACGGCAAUCAUUUUUAUUAUUCUGUUAACUUCUGUUUUAAAGAUAUCAA
Messenger RNA from Glycine soja, 1121 nucleotides. Its product is annotated as homeobox-leucine zipper protein HOX15-like. Gene Ontology annotation, molecular function: DNA-binding transcription factor activity, RNA polymerase II-specific; sequence-specific DNA binding. The record is from RefSeq and is a predicted model, not a curated record. Gene Ontology annotation, biological process: regulation of DNA-templated transcription. Lineage: Eukaryota; Viridiplantae; Streptophyta; Magnoliopsida; Fabales; Fabaceae. Bases 168 to 1043 code for a protein of 291 amino acids. The transcript is spliced from 3 exons.